AAUUAAAUUACGUAUAAUUUUCCCAAAUUUAUUUUGGCAGUCUAUCCAUAAACUUUCAUGGUGCUGCACCUGCACGUAAACAUGGAAGCGCUUCUCUCUUCUUCGACAGCCGCCGCCGUAGCGGCGUUUCCACCAAUCUUAGCCAAACCUCUCACAAGCUCACAUUGCAAAGUUCCCUUUCUCUCCCUCUCCUUCCCCGCCCGAGACCUCAGCUCUCCCAGUUCUACUCUUUCAUCUUCUAUUUCGACAACUGUCAGAGCACAAAUUGCUUCAGCUACCACUUCUUCGACGGCCCAGUCUGGAAAAUUCAGUUCUGGCAGUCAUAAUCGGCAUUGGAUGGUGGUGGUGGAAGCCCCGCCGCGGGAGCUGACUGCUAGGUCUCGAAUUAUUGAUUACUAUGUAAGCAAAGUUAAAAGCGUUUUGGACAGUGAGAAGGAUGCUCAGAGGUGUAUAUAUGAUGCUUCCUGUGAUACCCAUUUUGGUUUUUGCUGUGACAUUGAUGAAGAAAGAGCUAAUGAACUAGCAAGUGUGCCUGGAGUAUUAUCUGUUAAGCCAGACCCUGAUGUUGAUUCCACGCACAAAGACUACAGCUCUUCGAGUGUUGAAUUGCAUACUGGUUCGAGGCCUUUGUGUGGAAGCACGCUACUGUUUCCUGCUGGGACUACCAAACAGUGGCUCGUUCGCAUGGAGAGACCAGCAAUUGGAGCCAUCAGAAAGGCACAAGUGGUUGAUUAUUACGUUCAAGUCUUGGUGAGAGUUUUAAGGAAUGAGAAUGAUGCUCAGAUGUGUAUGUACGACAUUUCCUGGCAAUCCAACUAUGGUUUCUGCUGUGAACUAGAUGAUGAGUGCGCUCGAGAGUUGGCUGCUGUGCCUGGUGUUCUAUCAGUCCGGCCAGAUGCAAACUUCGGUUCAGACAAUAAAGAUUAUGCAGGUGAGAAUCCCGGAGCCUCUGAGGAUUCUUCAGCUUCAACUCCGGCUACCAAUAUUAGAACAAAGAAGCUCUUUGUCACCGGUCUAUCCUUCUACACGUCUGAGAAAACUUUACGUGCAGCGUUCGAGGGUUUUGGCGAACUUAUUCAAGUUAGAAUCAUAAUGGACAAGAUUUCCAAGAGGUCGAAAGGCUAUGCUUUUGUGGAAUACACUACUGAAGAGGCUGCAAGCAGUGCUCUCAGAGAAAUGAAUGGGAAGAUCAUCAACGGCUGGAUGAUAACAGUCGAUGUUGCCAAGACGAACCCACCAAAGUACAGCAGGGGCCGGACAGGAGCUACUGCUGCAUCUUGAUCUUCUGCAUGUCCGCAGACCGACAGAAGGUAUCGCUGCAGUGAAGCCGGAGCUGAUUGUAUCAGCCGUCGUCAUUUGCUCAUCCCAUCAAGAACUCAAGAGGAGACGACGGGCAGCAUGAUACUGAGGUUAGAGACGGUCUUUAGAGAGCGUGAGAAUGCAAAAUUUAUGGGGUGAUGAUGCAUUGCCAAUCCAUCUCGAGAAGUUACCGUUUACAUGAAAUGUACGAGGUUGUAAAUCACUGUGUUUGGACUCGUGAUUUUUUGAAGUUGAUGUUGGUUUAUUUCUGCAAGUUGUGUUCAUGUAAAAUGGAAUCAUAAUUUACUUAAGUGGUGAUCUAUCUAUUAACUGUAAGUAAUAAAUUGAGAAAUUAUUGUCUGUAAAA
This is a messenger RNA of Salvia miltiorrhiza (redroot sage), 1666 nucleotides long. Its product is annotated as organelle RRM domain-containing protein 1, chloroplastic. Lineage: Eukaryota; Viridiplantae; Streptophyta; Magnoliopsida; Lamiales; Lamiaceae. Gene Ontology annotation, cellular component: mitochondrion. The transcript is spliced from 9 exons. Gene Ontology annotation, molecular function: RNA binding. The record is from RefSeq and is a predicted model, not a curated record. Gene Ontology annotation, biological process: cytidine to uridine editing; mitochondrial mRNA modification. Bases 58 to 1281 code for a protein of 407 amino acids.